CUGCUCCUGACAAACGUUUGCAGGACUGUUGUGCGGAGGUAAAAAUCAACACUGUUAGCAGAAAGUCCCUACAGCCGGAUUUGGUGCCACCUCUCUUUAAGACAUGGCAGAGGCAGGAAAUGGGUCUCCUACUGCUGUUCCCCUGUAUUGCAGUUAUGGGUCUCCUGUUGGAGUUUUAUGUGACAGAGAUGCAGGCAUUGUCGUAGAUCAGCAAGCAAAGGAGGCAGCAAGCAAAAGCAGUUUGGACUGUCAAUUAGAAGCACAAACUAAUGAAAGACGGUACGUAUGCGUGGAUUGCGGGUACAGGACAGCUAACAAGAAUGACUUAUCAAGACAUAUCAGAAAGCAUACAGGUGAAAAACCCUACAAGUGUGACCAGUGUGAUUAUUCUGCUACACUGAAAGCCAAUUUGGAAAGACAUCUACUCCAACACACUGGUGAUAAGCCCUACAUGUGUGGGGAGUGUGGGCACAGAACAACUCAACAGUCUGCCUUAGCCAUACAUAUGAGAACCCAUACUGGUAUAAAACCAUACAAAUGUGACCAGUGUGAUUAUUCUGCUGCACAGAAAAGUAAUUUGGACAGCCAUCUUGCAAAUCACUCUGAUGAAAAACCCUUCAUGUGUGAGGAAUGUGGGUUCAGGACAGCUCAUAGGCGUCACCUAUCCAGACACAUGAGAACUCAUACUGCUGAAAAACCCUACAUGUGUGGGGAGUGUGAGUACAAGACAAUUCAAAAGUGUGACUUAUCCAGACAUAUGAGAACUCAUACCGGUGAAAAUCUCUACAAGUGUGGCCAGUGUGAUUAUUCUGCUGCACAGAAAUCCACCCUGGAAAGCCAUCUACUCAAACACACUGGUGAGAAAUCCUACAUGUGUGGGGAGUGUGGAUACAGGACAACUAAAAAAUCUACCUUAACCCAACAUAUGAGAAUCCAUACUGGUAUAAAACCACACGAAUGUGAUAAGUGUGAUUAUUCUGCUGCACAUAAAAGUAAUUUGGACCGCCAUCUCAGAGCAGAACACUCUGAUGACAAACCCUUCAUGUGUGGGGAAUGUGGGUUCAGGGCAGCUCAUAGGCGUCACCUAUCCGGACAUAUGAGAAGUCAUACUGCUGAAAAACCCUACAAAUGUGACCAGUGUGAUUAUUCUGCUGCAAGGAAACACCAUUUGGACAUCCAUGUUGCAAAGCACACCGGUGACAAACCCUACAUGUGUGGGGAAUGUGAGUACAAGGCAACUCAAAAGUCUGACUUAUCCAGACAUAUGAGAAUUCAUACCAGUGAAAAGCCCUACAAGUGUGGCCAGUGUGAUUAUUCUUCUGCACAGAAAUCCACCCUGGAAAGCCAUCUACUCAAACACACUGAUUAG
Messenger RNA from Branchiostoma floridae (Florida lancelet), 1369 nucleotides. RefSeq names its product gastrula zinc finger protein XlCGF57.1-like. Gene Ontology annotation, cellular component: nucleus. Lineage: Eukaryota; Metazoa; Chordata; Leptocardii; Amphioxiformes; Branchiostomatidae. Gene Ontology annotation, molecular function: RNA polymerase II transcription regulatory region sequence-specific DNA binding; DNA-binding transcription factor activity, RNA polymerase II-specific. Gene Ontology annotation, biological process: regulation of transcription by RNA polymerase II. The record is from RefSeq and is a predicted model, not a curated record. The transcript has 3 exons. The coding region runs from base 104 to 1369 and encodes 421 amino acids.